Messenger RNA from Dendrobium catenatum, 2112 nucleotides. RefSeq lists its product as uncharacterized. The record is from RefSeq and is a predicted model, not a curated record. The transcript has 3 exons. The coding region runs from base 1 to 2112 and encodes 703 amino acids. Lineage: Eukaryota; Viridiplantae; Streptophyta; Magnoliopsida; Asparagales; Orchidaceae.
AUGCUGAAGUGGAGAGACAGGCAGGUAUCCCUGGCCAAUUGGCCUGAAUUCAGUAACCAUGAUAUGAUUCCUGCGCAGUACAGUGAUAGUAUGGAGGCUGAAAUUACUGAGUCUGAAAUCCGUCAAGCUGUGUUUAGUAUGGGCAGUAACAGAGUGCCAGGGAUUGACGGUAUAACCUCUUCCUUUUUGAAAUUUUAUUGGGAGAUUAUAAAGAAAGACGUGACUAGUGCUAUUUUGCAUUUUUUUGACACUAAUGUGAUGUGCCAGAACUGGAAGGAAACCCUUGUGGUGUUAAUUCCAAAAAUGGAGAAUGCUAAUAUGCCAUCAAAGUUUAGGCCGAUAAGUUUAUGUCAAUAUUUUUAUAAGAUUGUUGCUAAAGUAUUGAUUAACCGCCUAAAACCUGUGCUGAGUACUAUCAUUAGUGAGGAGCAGGGGGCUUUUGUUCCAGGUCGAUCUAUAUCCAGUCAUGGGCUGAUGGCACAGGAAAUGAUGAGUAAGUUUAAGUACUCUAACCAAAAAUAUGGACUUAUGGCUUUGAAGAUUGAUAUGGAACAGACGUACGGUUGUAUGUCAUGGGAAACACUGCAGGAAGUUAUGAAUUUGAUGGGCUUCAAGAAGAGAUUUAUCACUUGGGUUGUGCAGUGUAUUUUUGAGCCAAAGUUCACUUUGCUGAUGAAUGGGAACAGGACAAGGUGGAUUGAUGCUAAGAAAUCCAGCAGGUGCAAUGACCGUCGGAUUAUGGAUCUAUUGGGAGACUAUUGUUGCUGGACUGGACAGAAAAUUAAUUGUGGCAAGUCUGUUAUUCUUUUUAACAGAAAGUGCCCAAGUUGGAGGAAGAGGAUGAUUGCUAGAAUGAUGGGAUAUAAAAAGGUUGAUUCCCUGGAAUACCUUGGCCUUCCUCUUGUCAUGAGGAGGUUGAAUGGGGCUGAUUUCUCCAAAAUUAUGAGAAUUGCAUUUGAGAAGAUUAACCUCUGGGGCAAAAAACAUCUUUCACUUGCUGGCAGGGCUCUCUUGGUUAGAAUUUCAUUAUUAUCUGUUCCUAUGUAUGCUAUGACCCAUACUUCUAUUCCUAAUGGAGUUCUUAUGGCUAUUGAAAAAAUGGGGAGGCGGUUUUUAUGGCAGAAAGAUGCUAGCAGUCGUGGGAUGCAUUAUAUUGGGUGGAAGGAAUUGUGCCAACCAACGGAGUACGGGGGGCUUGGCUUUCACUGUCUUACUCGGUGGAAGGGGGCCUUGCGUGCACGGGCGGUGUGGGAUCUCUUUCAGAAUAAGGAUUCUAUUCUUUACAAGGUGUUGAUGGCAAGGUAUGGUAUGAAGUUAUGGGAAUAUGAUCAUGGGAAGAAAGUCUCUGUUACUUGGAAGGUGAUCCAAGAUGGUGCUAAGGUGUUGAGAUUGAUCCUCAGGUGGAGCAUUGUGGAUGGAAGCCAAAUUGAUGUGAUGCAUGAUGUGUGGAUUAUGAAUCGUAAUAUUGCUAAGUGGCCAACAUUUGUUAACAUUGAAGAAGUGGAAGAUAUGAAGGUCUGUAACUUGCUGAAUAACUCAUUUCAGUGGAAUGUAGAGAUGGUUAAGCAUUGUUUUGGGAAUACUAUGGCUGAACGUAUCUUAGCCAUUAAUAUCUCCAAUGAGAGUCAGGAGGAUAACCCAGAACUCAUCUAUUCCAGGUUGAGUAUGAAAGUUGCGGCAAUGGCUUAUAGAGAUAGUGAGGAGAAAGGGAACUAUGAAUUCAGUUGGUUGAAGCAACUGAAACUGCACCCACGGGAACAUUUCUUUUGGUGGAGACUAUUGAGGGAUGCCAUCCCAACCAAUUACUGGCAUUUGACGCAGCCGACAUCUCCUCCUUUCUCCUUCGUUAAUCUUCGUGACACGCACCUGGAGCUUUCCUGGUUGAUUGAAGAAACUCGUGCAUUGAGGCACUUACCACAGAACAGCUGGAUGAUGGGCCUCCCUCCUUGGUGCCGAAAGAACCAGGUACAAUCAACAUCGACAAAUGCCACCGCCUAUUCUGCUGAGGCAUUAGUUCACGCUCAGAACAAUCCACCAAAAUACCAAAAUUUAACACACGGGCUAGCCCGUUCAAACAUUCAUACUGAAUUGAUUCAACAUGCGAUAAACUGA